Ceratina calcarata is the source of this 1066-nucleotide messenger RNA. RefSeq lists its product as uncharacterized. Gene Ontology annotation, biological process: positive regulation of transcription by RNA polymerase II; cell differentiation. The transcript has 3 exons. Bases 1 to 771 code for a protein of 256 amino acids. The record is from RefSeq and is a predicted model, not a curated record. NCBI's taxonomy places the organism in Eukaryota, Metazoa, Arthropoda, Insecta, Hymenoptera, Apidae. Gene Ontology annotation, molecular function: DNA-binding transcription activator activity, RNA polymerase II-specific; RNA polymerase II cis-regulatory region sequence-specific DNA binding. Gene Ontology annotation, cellular component: nucleus.
AUGGACGCUUCUGAAUUAAUUCUGAAUCUCGUGCAGAAAGGUGUCGUCCGCGUAGCGAAAUAUCGGAGUAUCUCCGUUUCAGCCGCGAUCAAAGUCGAAGAGAAGGAGAAGAAUUCGAGCGAUUCCGAAUUGUCGAGCCGCGACCACGACGAUCCGCCGGGUGGCAAUUCGAAAAAUUCCUAUCCCCGCGAUUACCACGAGAAAUCAUGCGCGGAUUGCAAAAAGGAGAGACCCGAGGAGGGGGCGUUCAAAGUUUCCUUGACGACCACCGACGGAGAUCUGGAGAACGAUAAGGGGACCGUGUCGAGGAAGAAGAUCCGCGUGGAGACGAGGCAGAUUUGCGGUAAUCGCGAGAGAACCGACGAGGAGAAGAUUUUCGUGCUGCAGCAGCUGGGUCGAUCGCAAAUACGCCCGGAAGGAUUCCCGGCAUUUCUAUGCAUCGACGGGAGGAUCGCUGAUUCCAAUGGCGUUAAACGAAAAAUCCCACGACCGGCGAACGCUUUCAUGCUGUUCGCCAACGAGUGGCGGAAAAAGCUUGCCGCAGAAAAUCCUCGGGAGUCCAAUAAGGAUAUCAGUGUUAGGCUGGGUGUACUUUGGAAGAGCAUGGCGAAAGACGUGAAGGAGAAAUACUUCGCGCUGGCGCGGGAAGUGGACGCCGAGCAUAAGAGGAAGUAUCCAGGUACGCUUUACGCCUCUAGUUCCCGUUCAAACCGAUAUGACCUCGUUCUCGUGAUUGUAACGGGUUCGCCCAAAGUUUACCGAUACCGCUGAACUUUCGUGCCGCACGGACGACAGCAGCGCGAUAAUUUCUUGCAUUACCGCCUUGCAAACGUUCGAAGAAGGGCUAACAAUGAUGAUCGACGUAAUUGCGAGACGGAUCACACGAGUUUCUUUCGCUCACGCAGCGGACGGUUUGAAUGGAUUCACCGUGCCAUUCAGUGUACAAUGUGAAUGAAUUUAUACUUCUUAAGGGGCCUUACCAGUGUGUACCUGUUUCAGUUAUAGUGUCAGCAAAUUUGAAAAAUACUAUUUCGAGAAAAACGCGUUUAAAGUAUUAACUAUUACA